This is a messenger RNA of Cotesia congregata, 8148 nucleotides long. Lineage: Eukaryota; Metazoa; Arthropoda; Insecta; Hymenoptera; Braconidae. The record is from the annotation of a GenBank genome assembly.
AUGUCUGAUAAUAUAAAAGUAGCAAUAAAAGUCCGGCCAUUGAUCAAACGAGAAAAGGAUGAUCGGCUGGCAGAACACUGGAUUACGGAAAAUAAUUGUAUCCAGCAGAUAGACCCGGAGUCCAAAAAACGGGCUGAGGCCAGGUUUCAUUUCGAUUAUAUUUUCGGAACGGAAGCGAAUAAUCAAGAUGUGUUCGAUCAAACGGUAAAGCCAAUCGUCGAAGCGGCGAUGAAUGGAUUCAAUGGGACGAUAUUUGCUUACGGGCAAACCGGGUCAGGAAAAACCUACACUAUGAUGGGAAAUAAAGAACAACCUGGUGUGAUACCCCUGACAGUUAAUUAUAUAUUUAAUUAUAUUCUUAAUGAUUCAACUCGGAAAUAUUUGCUGCGUGUUUCUUACAUCGAAAUUUAUAACGAAAAAGUAAAUGAUUUGCUGGAUAAAAAUAACCAAGAUUUGAAAGUAAAAGAGGACUACCAAGGCCGAAUAAAUGUUGACUGUAAAGAGGAAGUUAUAAAUUCUCCGGAAUGCGUUCUUCAUGCCAUGAGGAAGGGCGAAAAGUUACGCAGAAUCGGCGAGACAAAUAUGAAUGAACGGAGUAGUAGAAGUCACACAAUUUUUCGUUUUACCAUCGAGAGUUGCAGAGUUGAUGAUCCGGACGGCGCCACCACGGAAGCUCAAUUAAAUUUGAUUGACUUGGCGGGUUCUGAGAGAGCUCGGCAAACUGGUGCAACUGGUGAGCGCUUCAAUGAAGGCAAGCACAUCAAUUUGUCUCUCUCGGCGCUGGCUUUGGUGAUCAAACAGCUGAGCGAGCCAGGUACCAGUUUCAUCAACUACCGGGACAGCAAACUGACGAGGAUUUUACAGCCUUCGUUGGGAGGAAACGCUCUUACAACAAUCAUCUGUGCUGUUACUCCAGCUGCUAUUGAUGAAACUCAGUGUACGCUGGACUUUGCUGUUAGGGCUAAAGGCAUUAAGAACAAGCCACAGGUUAAUGAAACCGUUUCGGAGAGAGCUCUAUUGAAACGAAUGAUGAAACAUCAAGCGCAGCUUGAAGCUGCUUUGGAGUCGGCUCAAACCAAGCUUGCUGAGAAUGAAAAGUACAUGUUGCUCCAGCGUAUCGAGCUGCUCAGCAAAGCUAUUGUUAGCAAGCCAAUUAGCGAAGAUGAGAAAGUUAAAGCGCGGCGAAGACGAACCUGGGCUCCAGGGAAUCCGGUUAAAAAUUUUAUGAAUAAAAGCCUUGAUUUCGGGCUUCCGACUAUCACGGAAUUAUCUGCUGAUUCUCCGCCAGUGAAGCUUCGGAUUAAUGAUCAGGAUGUUGAUCUUAUUGAUUUGAAUAACCAAUAUCAAAAUGAAAAAAAUAGAUUUUCAACUGUGAGUGAUGAUGGAGAAAUAAUGCCUACAGUUACUGCUCGCGAACAAGUUUCUGAGGACGAGGAUAAAACUCCUGAAGCAUCUCCAACGAAAUGUCCAUGUAUCAGGUCACCUUCAACGCCAAAAGUUGAGCUACGUAAGCGGUUGGCGGUAUUGAAGUCAGAGUACUCUGAGCUCCGUGAAUUUUCUACUCUCGAGAAACAGUUAUACCAAGAGGACGGUCUUUCUGCAAUGACUCAAGCGAAUUAUGAACGUGAAUUAGAGUAUUAUAAAAAAAGUCUACAAGAUUCCGAACAAGUGUGUAUGGAUUUGAGGAAAAAUUACGCAGAGCUGCAGAGUGAGCAUGCAAUUCUUGCCGAGAAUCACAGUCAAGUUCAACGAGAGUGUGAGAAACUUAACGAAGAGAAAAAAUCACUAGAAGCACUCCGUGAUCAUUUUCCAUCUGUUGAAGCUGAAAAAAAUGAGUACAAAAAUAAAAUGAAUGAAGCUUUGAAAAAAAUAAAAAUUUUAGAAGACGAAGCUAAUUCAAAUGCGUAUGAACUAGAACUUUUGACAGCUAAGCACAAGAAGCGUGAAAAAGAAUUGGAAGAUUCACUUAAUCUUGCUUGGAAAGACUUUAUUGAUCCCAGUGAAAAACAAAAAUUAAUUGAUGUUGUUCAUUUACAAUCACUCGUCAAUGAAUUAACUGCAAAACUUGAAAGCCAACCUUCACCAGUCACAUCUUCCAACAACGAGGAGUUUAUUACUAAAUUAACAGAAUUGGAAAGUCAAUUACAACGCUCGGCUGAAGAAAAACAUCACUUGGCAGACCAAUUAGAAGAAUUGUCUAUUCAUCUGACACAGUUGUCUGAGGCUAAAGCAGUUUCGAGUAAUGAGCACGAAUUAUUGGUGACUGAUUUUGAGAAACGAAUUGCGGAGCUGGAGGAGACGAUUGCUAGCAAAGCGACAGAGUAUGAUGAGUUACUCGUCAAAAAUGUUGAGUUAGCUGACAAAUUAGCUGAAAAAAUUAAACAAAUUGAAAGUAAUGAACUGGAAAUAGACAAAAUGAAAAUAUCUGUUGAUAAUUUACAAGCUGACAUCGAGAAAAAAGCCGCUGAGAUUUUAUCGCUCAAGACUUGUGUCGAAAAGUUAGAUGUUAUGAAAGAAGAAAUAUUUACUUCUAAUGAUUUGAUUCAGGAUGUUGAAGAAGAAUUUAAAUUAAUGCUGGCUAGUCAAGAUUCACAGGAGAGUCUGGGUAAUGCGCUGGAUACUUCUUUCAAGUCAGUAAUUGAAAUGCCUGGAGAUGAAGAGCCGAAUUUAUUGGAUGCUUUAGUGGAAGAACAAAAGAAUCGGAUAGCUGAGCUUGAAUUGCUUCUUGAGGACCAGAGGAAUGAGCUUCUAAAGCAGGAAAAACUUUUAGAGGACAAGUCAAAUGAGUUGAAAGUAUCUAUUGAGUCUCAUACGAAUAAAAUCAGCGAGCUCCAAGCGACAAAUGACAAACUUAAAGAGCAAUUGUCUACUAUGCAGAGUGAAAAAACUCUCAAUGAAGGUGAGAGAAAUGCUAUGCAGCUUUUGUUGAAGGAGAGGGACCAGGAAUUACAAGAAUUGACUAAAACGAAGAAUCAGUUGGCAUUCAUGACGUCACAAAAUCAAGAGUUGGAAAAAAUAACUACUGAUCUUCGUAAACAACUCAAUGAGAAAGUACUUGAGCUCGAGGAGAAGCAACGUCAUGACCAUGAGAGUGAAAUUAAAAAUCUUAAAGACUAUAUUACGAAUCUGCAGAAUUUGUACAAAGACGUACAAGUUGAAAAUGAGAAUUUGAAACAACAGGCUGACAAAAUAAAUUCAUCUUUGAAGAUUGAUAUUGUUGAUGUGUCUGAAGAUCAUGAAGUGUUGAGACAUUCUCUAGAUUCAUCUGUAGUAAGUCCUUUGGAAAAAACUUGGACUGCUGAUCUUGAAACGACGCUUAAUGAUUCCAAAAAUGCUUGUAAAAUUUCAGCAGUAAAACCAUUCAAAGAACCAAAACCCCUUGAAGAAACUCCGGUCAAAAUUAACAAGAAUUCAGCGCAAGAUGAUGUAGAGACAAGCAGUAUAUUUGCCAAUGGUAGUUAUUUCGACAGUAUGAAUGGAUCUAGUAUGCAGAGUGAUAUCACGGAUUCUAUUUUCUUACAAAAUUAUUCAAAUCUUAGUAGUUCUAUUAAUACAACAGCUUUGGAGCAAAGUAAAUCAGACUAUGAGGACUCUCAGGGUAAUUUAAAUACCACUGACUUUGAACUGAUAAACAAUUUAAGUAAAAAGAAUACCAAAGAGUGUGAAAAUGUAGUUCGUAAAUUAUUAAAAAUUAAAAAUACUUUAGUUGACGAAAAUGAGAAGUUAAAAAAUAAUUUACAAGCUAAAAUUGACGAAAUUGAUGCUAUUAAUCGUGAUAUGAUGGAUUUUAAAUCAGGAAUGGAGAGUUUGGAGGAAACAGUUCAUGCACUCACUACGGAAAAUGAGGAGACAAGUACAAAAUUAGAAGCAUCUAACAACGCGCUUAGUGAAAUGGAAAUAAAAUAUAAACAGAUGAUAAAUGAUCUUGAGACGGAAAUUCAAAUGAUGGUUAAGGAUAAAAAAUCUAUGGAAAAAAUGUUGAAAAAUAAUGAAGCUAAAAUAAAGGAGUUGAUUACUGAAAAUAUGGAGUUGACUAAUGACUUGACUGAUAGGAUAGACGAGUUGAAUAAAAUUCAGGAGAUGAAAGCUCUGGAGUUUGACCAUGACUGCAAGUACCGUGACCAAUUUAAUUAUUACAUUCAAAAGAACGAAAUUCUUCAGAAAGAAAAUAUCGAUUUAGCGAAUAAGCACGCUGCUUUGUUUGACGAAAAUUCGGCUUUGAAAGAAGCGUAUGCUGAAUUAGCAACCAAUCCAAAUGCUGAAAAAUUAAAUCUCACUGAUCUUGAAAAUACGAAGGAACUUUUGUCAGCGAUAUCUCCAAUUAGGAGCGAAAAAAGAAGUACUUCGCCGAGUCCGUCGUUAGACAGGUCUAUUCAUGACAUUUUGGAUCAGUAUGACGAAAAUGAGACUUUGCUUGAAAAAAUUCGUGAUCUAGAGAACCAAAAUGAAGAAUUGAAAAUUUUGAAUAAAAAGUUGACUAAUAUUAAAUUGACCUCUUGUAAAAACUGUGCUCAUUUAGCGGAACUCAACGAACAGCGUCGUACUAUGAAACGUGAGAUCAUAACAAUGAACCAACGAACCCGUGACUUGAAAGAGAAAUUCAAGAAAGAGCAGGCUGUGGUUGAAAUAUUGACGAACAAAGCUAAAGAGGAUGUUGAUAUCAAUACCAGUGUGUGUAAUGCAACCAUGAAUGACAUCUAUGAAGACGUUAGUGUUUCGUACGCCGAGGAGGAAAUUCAAAAAAUAUCCUCGGAGUUGGAGAGUAUCCGUGGAGAUUAUCAGAAAUUAUCUUCGUUGUAUGAAGAAAAGUGCAGUGAUACUGACGAACUAAGAAAUGGUACUGAUAAAGUCGUGUCUCCGAGGUCAAACAAACGCAACGCGAAGUUUGAAAAAAUUGAAAAGGAAUUGCAAAUUUACAAAGACGAUCUUCAACAAACCAACAAGAGAAUUUUCAGUAUUGACAAGAAAUUAAAUAAAUUUAUAAAUGCCAAGACGAGUACGAAAAAAGAAGUCGAGUCUUUGAAAGCAGUUAAAGAAAUGCUUGAAGAAAAAUUGACUGAGACUGAAAACUCUGCCAUGGAAGCUCAACGCCGGAUCAAUCAACUCGAAGAACAAGUUGGAAGCUUGACUCAGAAGUUGGAGCAAGCUGGAAUUGAUAAUAAAGAUCUUCAUGAAGUUACUAAAGGUCUGGAAAGUCAAAUUAUUGAUCUCAAAAAAGCCAAAGAAGACUAUGAGCAGACUUGUAAUGAAUUGAGGUCGUUGUUAGCAGAAGUUGAAGGGAAAAAUUUGGCCUUGCAAUCUCAGGUAGAAGCACUCAAAGCUGCAGAUGCGGAAAAAUCUCCGUUGAAGAUUGAAUUGGAUAAAUAUAAACAAGAUAUGAAUAGUUUUGAGAUUGAGGUGCAAAAAUUGAGAGGUUUGUUGAGAACAUCUGAAGACUCUAAAGACUUGUUGAAGGAAGAGCUGGAUCUUGUUAAAUCUACGCCUCCACCUGAACGCGAGCAAGUAGUUUCUUUGACGGCUAUCAUUGAUGAAUACAAACAGAAAGUUGAGUCGUUGGAAAUUUCUGUCAAAGAUUUGAGGGAGAAAGUUGAUCACUAUGCCAGAGAAAAUGUCGAACUUGCUGAUAAAUUAGCGACGUUACAAAAAUUGAAGAGGGAUUUGGAUAUCACUGAUAAUAAAAUGGAAGUUUGUGAUGAGAGUUUUAGUGGAGAUAAUAACAAUAAAGUCGCUGAGGAAUUAGAAACUUUGAGAUCGAGAUUGAUUAAAGAAAUUUCAGCUCUUAAGCCGUCUAAUGAAUUAAUGAGUCUUGAGAGUAAAACGGUGAGCGAAAUUUUCUUGGUGUUUUUGGAAGCAUUGUUGUCGAAAGAAAAAGAAAUCGUGCAUUUGAUAAACCGCCGUAGCGCUCAAGAGAAGAAUAAAUUGGAAGAGGAGAAAAAAGAAUUGAUUGACGCUGAAAAACGCGUUAGUAAAUGGGCAAAGGAGUUGGAAGCUGAUAACGAGAGGCUGCAAAGCGACUUAACUAAGCAUGAGAACAAGAUCAGUUUGUUGCAAAAGAAGAUCUCUCAGUUAGAAAGUUCAUUGAUGGACAGUGAGCAUGAAAAGCAGCUUUUGAAUGAAAAGAUGACGGUAAUGGAGACGGAUUUCAAUACUCUUCAGCAAGAUUAUGAUAGAAUUGCACAGAGCGGUGUGAGUAGCUCUCCUCAAGAACGCGAGAAGUUAAUUCAAGAAGCCCUGGAGAGUCGUGAAGCUGAGCAUAAAAUUAAGUUGAAAGAAGUGGAGCAGAAGUACAAUGAUAGGUUGAAAGAACUUGAGAGCAUGCUCGAGUGUUGCAGAACCCAAAAUGCGGAUCUCGCUAAGAAUUUGGAAGGAUUAGAGCUGAAUGACCAGCAGUGGAAGAAUAUUAUUGAUAUGAAGACUAUAGAGUUGAACAAAUCUAACUCGACUAUCCAGCGGCUUCAAACAGAGCUUGCUAAUCUGACGGAGCUGUACGAUCAUAUCAAAGAGGACAAUCAGAGCAAGGGUAGAAAAAUAGAAGAAAUAACCGAGCUGCUGAAAAUGAAGUGUGACAAAUCUUCUGAGUACAAAACUCAGUUGGAGACUAUUAUUCCGGAGUAUGAAUUGCUGAAGCAGCAAGCUGCAGAACGACAAGUACGUCUCGAGCAGUACAAGAGCGAAGUUGAUAAUUUGAGGGGACAAAAUAGUCAACAGGUUGCUUUGUUGAAGGACCAGUUGGAUGCUGAGCAAAUUAAGGCUGCUGGGCUGGUCAAGCAGUUGGCUGAAGUCACUAAUAGGUGUACUGCUAAUCAAGUGGCGCUGGAUCAAUUGAAGGAGAAGUGUGAAGAACUUGAGCAGCAGAAUGAACGACUUAUCAGGAAAGUUAGGAACAGUACUAGUAAAGUCACUGUUGAUAGGGAAAUUGAGGCUAUGAAAGAUGAAAAUCGAAAGCUGUCUAAUGAUCUUGAAGGAGCGUGUAAUCGUAUUAAGGAUUUGCAAAAUAGUAAGUCGCAAUUGAUGACUGAGUUUGUGGAGUUGAAAGGACAGUACGAGCUUACUUGCCAGGAGAUGAAUCUUUUACAAGUUACGCUGAGUAAUUAUAAGUUGAAAAUUAAUAGCUCGGAAACUUUAGAAUUAAGGAGUAAGUAUGAUGCUUUGAUUAUGGAGAAAAAUCUUGUAGCUUUGGAGCUUGAAGAAAAACGCUCGACUGUUUUGCAGUAUGAGAAAAAAAUGGCUGAGUUGGUGAAUAAAAAUGAAGAAGUGAUGAAGAAAAAUAAGGAAUUGGAUGAGGAGAUGGAUGAUAUGCUUAAUAAAAUUAAUGAGCUGGAUUUGGAAAAUACGGAGUUGCAAGACAAAAUUUAUAAACUGGAAGAUAAUAAUCCUCAAAGAGAAGAGUUGGAGAUGCUUAAGAGAACUUUGGAAGGUUUGAAGCAAGAAAACGCGGAUCUUAAAGCUAAGUUGAACAACAAAUGUGAUGGUAAUUGCAAUAUUUCAAGAACUUCGAGUCCUACUUUAGCUAAUACUUCGAGGCAGCGGAAGAGAAGCGAAUUGUACAAUCAGAAUCGCCCCUUGGAACUGGCUGAUGAUCAGAUUAAUAAUUGUGAUAUUCUUCGACAACAAAUUAAGGAACUCGACGCUCAGCUAGUGAUGAGAAACGCUAAAAUAACGUCUCUUGAGAUGCAAAUUGAGGCGGGCUUCUUUCCACAUCAGAAAAAAUGUGACGAGUAUACUGAAAUUCUUAAGGCAUAUAAACAACAGAAUGAUGCACUGAGAGAUAAGUUACGAAGUCAACAACGAGCUGAAUGUGAAAGGUGUACCAGGCUAAAAUCUAAUCAUCGUGAGUUGGGAGUUCAGACUGAUGCUGAGGUGGCUGAGAAGAAAAAUGAGAGAUUAAGGAUGAAUAGUGUCAAAUAUGGAGUUAUUCCGGAGUCUUUACUUGAAACAAAAACAAUCGCUAAACUACAGAGUGAAAAAAUAAAGCUCCAAGAACUCCUCAAAAAAAGUCAUAUCAAGAUAUACGAACAGCAGAACUACAUUAAAAAAUUAGAAAACCAAGAUGAAAUUCCAAAAACAAAAAACGCAAGUAAAGAAAAUAUUCAUGUCAAUGUGUUGGGAAUGUCGCAAUUAACGCCUCACCGAUUUUGGUACGAAUAA